Messenger RNA from Pseudocercospora fijiensis CIRAD86, 668 nucleotides. RefSeq lists its product as uncharacterized. The transcript is spliced from 3 exons. Bases 339 to 668 code for a protein of 109 amino acids. The record is from RefSeq and is a predicted model, not a curated record. NCBI's taxonomy places the organism in Eukaryota, Fungi, Ascomycota, Dothideomycetes, Mycosphaerellales, Mycosphaerellaceae.
CAAGCAUGGUAGUCUCUCGUGACUUGGAGGUGGGGAAAGUAUUUUCCGCCAAUUUCGCACCGGACAAUGAAAUUGCUUUCAGACUUGCGGUGGCGGGCAGCAAAGGUGCUGUCCAGGUUUGGGACACUAGUACGAAUAAGGCCGUACGAGAAGUAUUUGCUGGUCGUGUGAAGAUGCCCGAAGGCGAUGUGAAAGAGAGACUUGUUGGCAUUGAACAGGACGAUGAAGUUGAGGAGGAUGAGGCAGAAGCAGAGGAGAAUGGCGGCGAAGGCGGAUGGGAAUCAAUGGACGAAGAUUGAAGUGUGACACUGGAAUUGAAGACUUGACUUCCGUAUAGAAUGUCCCGGGAUCUCUGGCAAGUUGGAACCGUCGAAGCACAAGUUCUCACCCAACCAAUCGACUGGCGAUCAUCUGACGCUCAUUCUACAAGAGACUUCUGCACAGCGAGAUUAGCAUGGCUCAUGACUGAGCCAAGCCGUCCAAAACAACCGUGCCGAGACAGAGACAAGCUCUCUCGUGCAGACUGCCCCAUGGCGGACAUGGCAAUGUUCGAAGCUUACCCAAGCCGCAAGCUGCUGGAUCCGAACGGGUUGCAGCGCAUUACCUCUUCAGAUCGCGAGGGCUUUGGCAAGUAUCACGAUCAGUAUCGUCAUCUAUGUAAACUAUAA